Molecule: messenger RNA, 724 nt
Organism: Doryrhamphus excisus (bluestripe pipefish)
Lineage: Eukaryota; Metazoa; Chordata; Actinopteri; Syngnathiformes; Syngnathidae
Gene: timm13
Product: translocase of inner mitochondrial membrane 13 homolog (yeast)
Source: RefSeq, a predicted model, not a curated record
UCGCCCAUAACGGAAAUGACGUCAGCAAGCCGCCGUUUGCUGUCAAGGGCACCGGGCUCCUAACGUUAGCUUAACAAACAGCGGCUACCCACACGUGUGUUUACAAGCGGUCUUUUAAACUCUUACAAUCCUCAAAGGGCUCCUUUUUUUCCCCCACCAUGGACGGGUUCGGUUCGGACUUCUCUGCAGGCGGGGCUGGAGGCAAAAUGGACACGGGCACGAUAAUGGAGCAGGUUAAAGUCCAGAUCGCGGUGGCGAACGCACAGGAACUGCUGCAGAGAAUGACAGACAAGUGCUUCAAGAAGUGUAUAGGAAAACCUGGAAGCACAUUGGACAACUCGGAGCAGAAGUGCAUCGCCAUGUGCAUGGACCGCUACAUGGACUGCUGGAACACGGUUUCCCGGACGUACAACUCCAGAUUACAGAGGGAACGAGCUCGCCUGUGAAAGUCCACCCCUUCCUCCUCCUCCCCCAGAGUCCUUCCCUUUACUGAGCGCUGCUCAUCCCCAGAGGAGUGCACUGACUUCUUAAGGGUUUUUUUUUGUUGUUGUUGUUGAUUUUUCUUCCAAUACCUCCUAAACAGGCUAGCAAAGCCUGUGGACCGCAGCAUAGUAAUGUGAACAAGAUGAAUCGCAGAGCUCCACUACUACUACUAGUUUUGUUUUUUUUAAUGUCAUAAAAAUCUGGUAUUGUGGCUAAGAAAGUAAAGAUACAGUGAUAAUAA